CAGAGGGACCGCCGGUGCUACCGGGUAAUGUGUCCGCACUAUGGUCACCAUCACAUCCAUGGUCCGAACAAACUCCUGCAGGAAUGGAUGAUGAUGCACCAGAUGAGGCCUUCACUGAGCUCAGGUCCAGGCCCCUCGGAAUAUGGGGUGUUGCUCAGAUAGCUGCUGGCACUGGGCUCGCCGUAUACGCCAUGUGGACGGGAAUCCUCCAGCCAGGCUUCCGAAAAGUCCCCUUGAGGCUCCAGGUGCCGUACAUUCCCGCCAGCAGAGCUCAGGUAGAUAAUGUCAUGACGUUGCUGAGAGGUCGAAAGGGAGGCCUCGUGGAUUUGGGAUCUGGUGAUGGCCGCAUUGUCUUGGAGGCCCAUCGGCGGGGUUUCACUCCUGCUGUCGGUUAUGAGCUCAACCCUUGGCUUAUUCGCCUGGCCCGCUUCCAUGCAUGGAGAGCAGGCCAUUACGAAAAAGUGUCAUACAGGCGGGAAGAUCUCUGGAAGGUCGACUUGACUGAAUGCAAGAAUGUCACCGUGUUUUUGGCUCCUAGCGUGCUUUCAUUAUUGCAGCAGAAGUUGCAGACUGAGCUUCCUGAUGAUGCGUUAGUGGUAGCUGGUCGUUUCCCCCUCCCUGACUGGACACCCUGCAGGAUUGAGGGACACGGCUAUGACAGAGCCUGGGUAUACAGCCUGCAAGCACAAAGACAGCACACUGAUAACAACCUCAACAAUGGACUAACCAAGGAGAAAGGAUCCACUUGAAGCUACAUUCAGUCUUUUUCCCUCUAGAAUUUUAACGUUAAAUUAUACUGUAUGUCAUUAACUUAUUGCUUAUUGACUCAGAAAUUCUGAAUUGGCAAAACUAUUAGUAGUUAUAUAAACAUGUUCAGAUUUUUCAUUACCAAAAAUUCUGCAAAUAUAUAAUAUAUAUAU
Messenger RNA from Sebastes umbrosus (honeycomb rockfish), 920 nucleotides. RefSeq names its product adenine nucleotide translocase lysine methyltransferase (gene antkmt). Gene Ontology annotation, molecular function: protein-lysine N-methyltransferase activity. Gene Ontology annotation, cellular component: mitochondrion. The transcript has 6 exons. Gene Ontology annotation, biological process: peptidyl-lysine trimethylation; positive regulation of proton-transporting ATP synthase activity, rotational mechanism; regulation of mitochondrial ATP synthesis coupled proton transport. NCBI's taxonomy places the organism in Eukaryota, Metazoa, Chordata, Actinopteri, Perciformes, Sebastidae. The coding region runs from base 84 to 749 and encodes 221 amino acids. The record is from RefSeq and is a predicted model, not a curated record.